ACUCUUUUCCUCUCACAUCACAUUUUCCAUCCACGCCGUUUUUUUCAUUCCUCUCCAUUCCACUUCACUCUCAAUUUUCACUCUGAAAACUCUUCCAUUAGAAAUUUCCUUCUCCAAAUUCCAAACCCUAGAUCCUGAAAUUUCCCCAAAUUAAACCCUAAUUCUCAUCACCAUCACCUUCGUCAAUGGAGAAUCACUCCAAUUCGCGUCCCAAUUCGCGUGAUUCCUCACCUACCUCACGCGAAUUGCUAGAGAACGAUCACCGUUCAUCGUUCGAUGAACCACCACCUUCCAACACUAAGAGAGUCAAGCUCAUCUGUAGCUUCGGUGGGAAAAUUCAGCCUAGGCUUCACGACGGUCACUUUUCGUACAUCGGAGGUGACACGAAAAUCCUCGCCGUCGAUCGUAAUGUGAAAUUAUCACACCUUAUUGGUAAGCUCAAUGCUAUGGCGGAUUCUCAUGUCUGUUUCAAGUAUCAACUCCCUGGUGAAGAUCUCGAUGCUUUGAUCUCGGUUUGCAAUGAAGAUGAUCUCGAUUAUAUGAUGAUCGAGUAUGAUCGGAUGUGUCGCGCUUCACCUAAGCCUGCGAGGUUGAGGAUUUUCCUCUUUCCUUCUCCGGUCAAGAACCACAGCAGCAAUGCAUCUUUUGAUUCUAUCAAUUCCGCUAUGAAUCUUGCUGAGGAUUCCAAAUCGGAAGGUAAGUGGUUCGUCGAUGCUCUCAAUUCCGUUCACGUUCCGCCGUCGGAGGAUUCUUCUCCACCUCCACCGCCGCCGACGAUGAAUCCUGAUUAUCUGUUUGGAUUGGAUAAGCCGUAUUCUCCGUCUCCCGAGGCAAAACAGGCGGAAUUCCCGGAGUCUGUUCCGGAUUUUGCGGCGAAGGAUGCGGAAUGUGAGUCUGAGACGGUUAGAGAAACCGAGAUUCAUGAAAUUCAGGUAAUGCAGACUGUGAAUGAUGAACAUCAAGUGAAUUCUGAUGGAGAAAACGGCGGAGUUAACGGCUCUGUUGGUUGUUACUCUCAGGAAAACACGGAAACAGAGACGCCGUUAGUUUCAACUGUACCUGUUCAAGCUGUGAGUGAUGAACAGCUAAUGAAUUCUGACGAAGAAAAAGGCGGAGUUAACGGCUGUGUUGACAGUCACUCUCAGGUAAACACGGAAACUGAAAUUCCGUUAGUUACUACUCCACCUGUUCAAGCUGUGAAUGAAGAACAGCAAAUGAAUUCUGACGGAGAAAACGGCGGAGUUAACUGUUACACUCAGGAAAACACGGAAACGGAGAUGCCGUUAGUUACCACUGAACUACCUGCUCAACCUCCGGCACCGGUUCAUUCCAGUUCGGUUCAGUUUCUGCCUCCUGGACCGGCUUCGGUUCAGUCAUCAUUUUCUCCUAUGAUGCCGAAUGUGGUUAGUCCUUACUCGACCGGAUAUCCAAAUGAACCAAUACCGGUUUAUCUGAUUCAAACAGCUUCUGGAUUGUAUCAAGCAGUGAGGCCAGUCAUUGGACCUAACGGUCAACCGGUUUAUUUCGCAUAUACUCAAAUUGGGAACGAGUUUGGUUACAAUGCCUCAGGGCUACCUGGCAUGGUUUCAGAGCGUGGCUAUUCGAAUGGUUCGUACAGGCAAGGUUUUCCAUCUCAGGCGGCGGUUGCCGGUGUUGACAGCUGGAAUUGACUGAGAAGACGGAGGGAGAAUGCUGAUUCUGGGCGAAAUAUACCACUGCAUACUGCAUAUAGAGUCAUUCAUUGUUAUUAAAUAAAAAAUAAAAAAUCAUUAGUGUGUUUUUGUUUUCAUUUUUCAGUGGAUUUUAUUUUUUUGGUUUUUUUUAAUUGUUUGGAAUAUUGGUGUUAAGAACAUUCAUUCUUGUUCAUAGGUGCAUAUUAGGAUUUUAAAUUUGUUUUUGAGUGUAGUUAGUGAGUCUCUGGAUUCUGAUUCAUUAGUAUAUUUUCAUUAAACAAAAAACAAAGUUUAUUGCUUUAUUUUA
Messenger RNA from Vicia villosa (hairy vetch), 1980 nucleotides. RefSeq lists its product as uncharacterized. NCBI's taxonomy places the organism in Eukaryota, Viridiplantae, Streptophyta, Magnoliopsida, Fabales, Fabaceae. The record is from RefSeq and is a predicted model, not a curated record. Gene Ontology annotation, molecular function: protein binding. The transcript has a single exon. The coding region runs from base 186 to 1670 and encodes 494 amino acids.